GCUCUGGACCUGACGAGCAGCCGGAGGAUGGAGGGACUGAGGUGAAUCCUCGCCUUUCAGCUCUUCCGCGCACUUUUUGCUUUCGCAUUCUGGAAGAGAGACGGGUUCUGGAUCGGUGCGCGCGCUGCCAGUGGUUGCGGCUGUCUGUCAGGUUUUGAACCCGCAGCCCGGUCCCGAUCACGUUCAGCUCGGACCAGCUGAGCUGAGGUCUCUGGAAGCAGCUUCUUGUUGUUCCGCUCCCGGACGCUCCUGCGCAGGAACAAGUCGCGCAGACCUCUGGAUCUCCUCCGCUCCUCUUAUUGAUGCGUUUCGAGGCGCACAGCAGCAGCUAGAGGGCGGCAGCAGACAUGGACGAGCAGCCGAGGCUGAUGCACCCUCACACCGGGCUGGGCAUGGCGGGGCACCCCGGCCUGCCGCCGCACAUGCAGGACGGCGGCGGAGGAGCCGACGGCGACGGCAGGAAGCAGGACAUCGGAGACAUUUUACAGCAAAUCAUGACCAUCACGGACCAGAGUCUGGACGAAGCCCAGGCCAGGAAACACGCUCUGAACUGUCACCGGAUGAAGCCGGCUCUUUUCAACGUCCUGUGUGAAAUCAAAGAGAAAACAGUGCUGAGCAUCCGUGGAGCCCAGGAGGAGGAGCCUCCGGACCCCCAGCUCAUGCGAUUGGACAACAUGCUGCUGGCGGAGGGCGUGUCCGGCCCAGAGAAAGGCGGGGGGUCUGCAGCCGCCGCAGCCGCUGCCGCCGCUUCAGGAGGGGCGGGGGCCGACAACUCUGUGGAGCACUCGGACUACCGGGCCAAGCUGUCCCAGAUCAGACAGAUCUACCACACAGAGCUGGAGAAGUACGAGCAGGCCUGUAAUGAGUUCACCACCCACGUGAUGAACCUGCUGCGGGAGCAGUCGCGCACGCGGCCCAUUUCGCCCAAAGAGAUCGAACGCAUGGUGAACAUCAUCCACCGCAAGUUCAGCUCCAUCCAGAUGCAGCUCAAGCAGAGCACCUGCGAAGCUGUCAUGAUUCUGCGUUCCCGCUUCCUCGACGCCAGACGGAAAAGACGAAACUUCAACAAGCAGGCCACAGAGAUCCUGAAUGAGUAUUUCUACUCACACCUCAGUAACCCCUACCCCAGCGAGGAGGCUAAAGAAGAGCUGGCAAAGAAGUGUGCCAUCACAGUGGCCCAGGUUUCCAACUGGUUUGGGAAUAAAAGAAUCAGAUACAAGAAAAACAUUGGUAAGUUCCAAGAAGAAGCCAACAUGUACGCUGCGAGAACUGCCGUGAAUGCGGCUAAUGCAUCCUCACAUGGAAGCCAAGCAAAUUCUCCUUCCACUCCAAACUCUGCAGGUUCUGCUGGCUCUUUUAACAUGUCAAACUCGGGGGACUUGUUCAUGAGCGUGCAGUCUCUCAAUGGGGACUCGUACCAGGGGGCUCAGGUGGGAGCCAACGUGCAGUCGCAGGUGGAUACGCUUCGCCAUGUUAUCAGUCAGACAGGCGGAUUCAGUGAAGGACUCACAGCCAACCAGAUGUACAGUCCACAGGGCAUCAAUGCAAACGGGGGCUGGCCGGACGCUGCAACCCCCUCAUCGGUGACUUCACCAACAGAAGGACCUGGAAGCGUUCACUCCGACACCUCCAACUGAUCCUCCUCUUCCACCCCCCCCAACUUUACGAGACUGGAAGCGAUGUGAGGCAGCGGGGGGGGGGGGGGGGGGGGGUUGGAGCCUGGGGACGAUGCUUCCAAACAUUACGAACAGAAAUCCCACUUCCUGUCUGUGCGGACCACCAGCCUGCAGAAGGCCUCGUGUUCACUCUGUACAGUUUCCACUUGAUGUCCGUAAUGUCAGACCCCCCCCCCAGCGUCAGCUCACGGUUUGCCCCGCCUCUCAUGAAAUGAAACUCUCUCACUACCUCUAUUAAAAAAAACACGAUGCUUCACUUUUACACAUUUUGAUAAUUGCCCCCCGUUUCAGCACACAGCGCCCCCGCAUUAAUGACAUCAGAUGAGAUCUACGACCAAAGCUGAGCCCUGGAGGUGGAUUUGUUUUUAUCUUCUCCGUCACGUUAGGUAACGUUGUACGCCGCUGUAAAUUGUCACUCUUUAAACUGGACAAACAUUUUUGAAGUUCGCAGCCUUGAUUCCUGCAGCUAUGGAUGAGUUUCGUCUUGUAAGAGAACUUGUUGUGCUUUGAUGAAGUGGGACAUGAACACAAACUAAAGGUGAUGUGGAAGGACAAUGAGACGUGCUUUUCAACAUUUUUUUACUAGUAAAACCCCGUGAUGAGUAUUCAGGCUGCUGCUCCGUGCAGCAGCUGCUCCCCCUCUUUUUAAAGCACGACGACAAACUUGUGUUUUUUCUGCCCCAUUUUUUGACUCAGAAUAAAGUUUUCAG
This is a messenger RNA of Nematolebias whitei (Rio pearlfish), 2386 nucleotides long. RefSeq names its product pre-B-cell leukemia transcription factor 1. The transcript is spliced from 9 exons. Gene Ontology annotation, cellular component: nucleus. NCBI's taxonomy places the organism in Eukaryota, Metazoa, Chordata, Actinopteri, Cyprinodontiformes, Rivulidae. The record is from RefSeq and is a predicted model, not a curated record. Gene Ontology annotation, molecular function: RNA polymerase II cis-regulatory region sequence-specific DNA binding; DNA-binding transcription factor activity, RNA polymerase II-specific. The coding region runs from base 348 to 1637 and encodes 429 amino acids. Gene Ontology annotation, biological process: animal organ morphogenesis; regulation of transcription by RNA polymerase II; brain development.